UAACCAUACUUUUAUCUUGAUGUGAGAGGUAGAGGCCAGACAGUGAUUGCAAUUAAUUACUUAACGUUUGAAAAAAAUGAAAAUAGUAUAAUGGAGCAUAUAGGGUAUAAAAUCCCUGUCUGCAAAACUCCGGUCGUAUGAUCGUAUCACCGUGAUACAAUAAUAUGAUCAAGGUUUUGAAUGAUUGAAGAUUUUGCAAACAUGAUUUUUUUUUUAUCGAAACGAAGCCAUAGUAUUGUGAUACAUUUGAGAAAGACCAAUAAUAAAAGGCCAAAUUUUGCUGUUAACCUAUCUUAUAUACGGUAUCUGAUGAAAGAUUUUUCUUAAUAAUUGACCAACAAUAAUUAAUGCCCAACUGUAUAUUAAUUAUGGCUAUUGAUGUGACACAAUUUGUUCUUAUCUUUUCAAUAAUUUAUUGCUGAACUUUGUGUACAUAUAAUUAAUUCUCAAUUGACUUUCUUUCCGACGACGGACAAGUAGGUCCAAGAGGAGGAAGAUGAAGCCGCCUGAUGAAUCAGCUAAUUACAGAGCUUAGAAGCUGAGGUGCAGCAGGCACAUAGAUUGGAAAUAUAGUACUACAGAGUCAGAAGGAAAUAAAACCACAUGAAUUAAGACAAUGAUAUACGGGUUUACAUGACAUUUCAAAUAUUAAGACUAGAUCACGAAAGAGGUAAAGUUUUCGAUAUAUCUUUUAUUGAUCUCAGCGGCCUGUCAGUUAUUUCUUUUCUUCCAACAAGCAUCAUACCGCGGCUUACAUUUAACCUUUUAGAAGAAGGUAGGCUACAUAGGGUUAGGUUGAGAAAUUACCAAAACAAAACUCUGUGCACAACAUGGAAGCUCAAGAUUACGAGAGUGAAAAAGUGAAGAUUGAUAACAUGCACGAGGGAGUUAGUGAGUGACGCGCGCUGGCUCUGCCACCAAGAUUAUGAGAGUGAAAGAGUUGGGCUUUAUAAAUUUGAGCUCCAAUCCAACCUUCUCUUUUGGGCCCAAAGUUGAUUUGGAUCAAGGGAGGGAACAAGGGCUUGGGCCUGUAAGGUUCAUGCAUGUUGGGCUUGUAGGAAGUAGGACAGUUGCCGUCGGUCAUCAUCGGAUGUAGGGGAAUAGUUAGCAACUUAUUCUAACAUAGGACAACCCUUUUCAGCACGCUUAAAACGAGCUGAAUAUUUCAGUACUUUGGUAAAAUAAUGAUACUCAAAUAUUAUAAUUCUGAGCUUCCGAACGUUGAAUUAGAAUAUCAUCCCACUCAUAUAUUAAUAAUUAAUUAUGUCCAUAAUAUAUAUAUACCCACCUUCGGCCCUCCAUUCCAUCACCACCACUACCACUACUGCCACUCUUGAUCAUUUCUCUCUUUCUGAUCAAGGAGUUAUCUCUGUGUCUUUGCAAGCUAACUACAGAGAGAAAAUUAAUUAAGAAUGGAUACUAAUUAUAAGGUGGUGAGAAGCUUAAGAAUGGUGUUGGCUUACCUGAAAUGGGGAUGGGAUUUGUUGUUCCAUUUGUCCUUCUUCCACCACCGCUACCACGACUACAACUAUUACCAUCACCCAGCCCAACGCCGAGUUCAAGAAUACUAUGACUCCAACGACGUCGUAGUAGCGGGAGCUGCAGGGUCGUCGGAGGAGUCGCCGGAGUGCGCGGUGUGCUUGUCCAAGGUCGAGGAAGGCGACCAAGUCAGGGAGCUGUCAUGUCGCCACGUGUUCCAUAGAGUUUGUCUCGACAGAUGGUGUCACUCGUCGUUUACAAGGAGGUGCCCCACGUGUCCCCUCUGCCGCCGUUCCUUGACUACUACUCCGGCGACCUGCAGGGGGAGCUCAGCGGCGGCGGAACCGCCGGAAGUGCUGCUCUUCGAUUUUGCUAGCUUCGUGUCCUCCGAUCGUGACACCCGCGAUAAUUGGUGGCUCCGCUAGCUAUAGCUACUAGAUACUUUGACGCAUAAUUAAAUUGCAAAUGUAAUCCGCAUUCCGCAAUAUUAAUAUGUGUAAUGGAAAGAUGUAUAGGAACAUGGGAAUAAUAGAUAUAGAUAUAUAGUGAUCGAUUUGGAUCACCUAUUUCAGUGUUUGUCUGUCCCUUUUAAUAGACUGUAUACUUACACAACACUUCAAGUUCCCAAUGAAUGGUUUUGUGAAGUUGAUUUAUCCCUCUCAGUCCCAAAUGCAAUUAUAUAAUUUUUUUUAUUUGUCUUAAUUAUUCAAGUUAUUGGGACCGAUGACUCGUUUGGCAUGGUAUUUGAUUCUUUAAUUAGUCGAGAAGUUUCAUGUUCGAAUCCUUAUGAUUACCCAAUAUUCAUAUUCGAUGAAAUGCUUGGUCUGAUACUCUCAUAUAAAUUUCAAGCCGCAUGAGUUAAUUGUCAUUUGAGAGCAUGUAUAGAGAAGUAUAUGAUUCACUUUUUAGUCUAUUCCACAACUCAAAUUGCCAAUUGAUUUCCCAAAGAAUGGCUUUAUAAUCACGUCUUUUUUUUAUGCCACUUAGAUAAAAUGCAUUUACCAGGGGCUCUGACUAACCAACAACAAUAAAAUUUGGGGAAAAUGUAUUAACACCUGAGCAGUAGUAUAAGAAGUUCAAAUCUAAAACCGCAUUAUCCAAUUAGCUAAUAAUUUGAUCCAAUUCUAAGAUCAUAUCUCUUGACUUGUUGCAACUAUUAGUGUUGAAAUAAUAUAUAUAUAUAUUUUUUUUGCUAAUAAGCGCAAGCUUUCCAAUCAAAUAUUAAUAUCAAUCCACCAGAGUGAUAGACUAUAUAUAAACAGUGCAAUAUGUUGAAAGAUAUUUGCUAAAUACUGUUGAGACACUGUUUGUAUUUCAAAUUGCUUCCAAAAGAUGAAAACGGGUCAUGAUAAAUUCAACUAGCAUAUAAUUCCAACAUUUUUUGUUUGUUUGAGAAUGUGUGAUAUGAGUCGGAUAUUAAAUUUAUAUUAUUUAUUAAAUUUUAUAAAGACCU
Molecule: messenger RNA, 2932 nt
Organism: Linum trigynum
Lineage: Eukaryota; Viridiplantae; Streptophyta; Magnoliopsida; Malpighiales; Linaceae
Source: the annotation of a GenBank genome assembly